AUGGCCUCGGGGGGUUCGACGACGAUGCAUCAACAACAUCAUGGGUUCGACCUUCCCGAUCCUUUUCGAAAGUUCCCCACGUCUGUGGCUGCUGCGAAUGUGGAGUUCAACGACGAGUUGUCGAUGGCCUCAUUGUUGGGUGGCCCAGGUGGUGAUCGAUCGUCGCCUAACGGCCACCACCAUCAUCAUCACGCUCAUCAUCACGCUCAUCACCACCCACAACAGCACCAGCACCAACAACAAUACGAGGAUCCAACGGCUUACGAAAACCCCACCUCCGCAUACUGCACACACAACAUAUUCGACGUCUCCGCGUCCAGCGCAUCAUCCACAGCUUCAUCAGCAUUCCCCACACACUUUUCCUCAUCCUCCACAACCACCACCGCCAAUGGGGCGGGUAGUCAACCAAGCAGCCUCCACGAAACAUACCAACAACACCCAUCAUUCAACUCCACCCUGCCCGCAAUAAACAGCACGAUGCGGUACGACCCCCCAUCUCCUUCCUCCCCACAACUCCCACCCGCAAACCCACCACCAUCAUCGUUCCAUCCUCACCACUUAUCACGACACACGCCCUCCCCAGGAUCGCGCUCCCAUUCCAGAUCCAGACCUCCAUCGUCUAGCUCCGCCCCGCCUUUCCCCCCUGUGGCGAAUGGGGCGGGGGGUGUAGGACCUGCGAGGACCACUAGGACUAGAAGAAAUAAUAGUAUUAGUGGGACUUCCCCUGCCGCCUUUUGGUGUUCAUCAUGCGCAUGGACAUGGGAGGCCGCAUGCGAUUGUUAUUCCUGGGAGUAG
Molecule: messenger RNA, 795 nt
Organism: Laccaria bicolor S238N-H82
Lineage: Eukaryota; Fungi; Basidiomycota; Agaricomycetes; Agaricales; Hydnangiaceae
Exons: 1
Coding region: 1-795 (264 amino acids)
Source: RefSeq, a predicted model, not a curated record